CAUCCAUAUAUCUAUGGGUUUUUUGAAUUUGAAAUAAAGUGAUAACAGCAAAAAAAACAACUAAAAUUUGAACUAUAACUGCUGAAUAUAAUCCAUAUUUUGAGUCUAACACCCAAAUCAAAUCAAUGGCAGGACCUCCGCACCCAUUUCCCCCGAACUUCGGCGGUGCUCCUCAAAACGAUAUGCGUUCUCAAUUCGGAGGCCCUCGUAGCGGCCAGCUUCCCGGCAUCUCAUCUCCAGGCCAACAAUCAGUGGCCGGUAUCGCGAGUCCUCAAACAUACAAUGUUGGCGUAAACAUGCAGCAACAAGCCGAUUCACCCAUAUCCGCUCAACAAAUGCAGCAAACCGCUCAGCAGACAUCGCAGCAGCUUCAGAUGCAAAUGCAACAACGACAGCAAACACCUUCGCAACAGCAGCAAGAAAGCGUCCAGCAAGCACAGCAAGUCGGAGCUGUGCAGGCCCAAGUACAGCAGCAGACGAUACCUCAACCACAGCAGAACGCGUUUCCUCCUCAGUCAUCUCUUCCACAACAUUCAGCUGUAGUUAAUGCUGGAGGAGGACCUAACAUGGGAGCCAGAAUGACUCCCAGUGAUGGAUCUAUUCAAUCUGUUGCUCAAUCUGCGAUACAACCUGAUAAUGCUGUAGCUUCUGCCGGUGCUUCUGGACCUGUACCUCAACAACCGCCUGCUAAUCAACAGUUUAAUACAGCGUCUUUGUGUAAAUAUGGUCAAGAAAUAGUUCAAGAUAUCGUUUGUAAAGUUCAAGACGUGUUUCAAAUCUUGAGGGUUAUUAUGCCUCCUAAUGGAGCUGGUGGUCCUACGAAUACCAUAAGUAACGAUAAAAAACUGAAAUUACAAGAGUAUCUUCGCGGUAUCAAAGGACUGUUCAAAAGAUUAAGAUUAAUUUACGAAAAGUGCAACGAUAAUAGUCAGCUUCAAGGAAUGGAAUAUAUGCAUAUUGAGGGUUUAAUACCAUUGAAAGAAGAAUGGGAUGUUAAAACUUCUGAAGAACGAAAAACUUCGGAAGCUUAUCGACUAGCAACAGAAGAAUGUAAAGAUUUGAUUGACCAAGUAGUUCUGAAAAAUAGCCAACUUAAAGAAAUUAUCGAUCACAUGCGUAAAAUAGUCUGGGAAAUAAAUACUAUGUUAACGAUGAGAAGAUCUUGAGGAAUUGAUUUGUUCGACCGUUCGUUCGUUGAACUGUGAUGUAGAUUCUUCAUGUGUUAUUCGAUACGAUUAUGUUCAUAUGUAUAAUGGUUAAAUUGUCCUCGUUCGUGGAAUUAUACUAACGCGCAAGAAGCUAACCAUAUACUGAUUAAAAGAAGAAAAAAAAAAUGGAAAUGGAUAAUUUUUCAAAAUCAUCGUGGUGCGGUGUGUUUGUUAAAAUUAGAAUACGAUUACGAAGAUCAAUCUUCUCAUCACAGGUACGUGAUUAGUUUCAUGAUAUUCACGACCUAACCGACCCAACGACUACUCUUAUACGCGGAUGAAGAACAAAAAAAAAAAAGAAAGAAAGAAAAAUGGAAAUCAUAAAUAAGACGCGUAUUUAAUUUUGAUCACGUAUUCUCGUUAUAAACUUUUUUAUAUAUUUUUUUUGUACCCCGAAAUUUAUGAAUAAUUUACUCACCUACAUAGCUAUAAGGAAUAGAAAGAUAGAGGAGAACUCUCAUUUUUUUUUUUCGUUCAAAGUUUUUGUCUGCGAGGCUGAAAAAUCACGUUGAUGAGGUAUUUAUAGAUAUUAAUUAUGUGGAAAAUGGCCACUAAAUGGUGAAGUAUGCUUUUUAAAAUUGGAGAUCGUGUAGCUUAAAGCGAAACAUUACGUAAGAGUAAUUUUACACACGUUUUUAGGUUUAACCCACGUGCGAUGGUAUCUUACGCAUACACAUGUAAUCUAAUGUAGGUAGGUACCUCAUCUUCUGCCUAUCUACUGGACAAAGAAAUUCGCCAAUUGUAAAAGAUGAAACGCGAAUUUACAUAAGAUCGUCUUCUUAAAUCAUUUGUCCAACUGGUGUUUUGUUUGAAAGAAAACAAAAACCAAAAAAACAAACUUCUAUGAAUGACAAUAGAUGCAAUAUGCUGCAAUACGUAAUGCACAAUGCACCUAGUGUCCCUGAAGGAAUUUACAGACCUAACUAAGUGUAUUGUGAUGCAGAAGUUGGUAGAUUUUUUGACGAGAUUAUGUAAUCUAAGGUGUGUUUUCUUUUUCUCAGAUCGUUAAUGCGAAAUAAUAGCAAAACAUUAUGUCGUGAAUAAAUUUUUGAGAAAAUUUCAACUUGAUUCGUUUGCUAA
Molecule: messenger RNA, 2288 nt
Organism: Planococcus citri (citrus mealybug)
Lineage: Eukaryota; Metazoa; Arthropoda; Insecta; Hemiptera; Pseudococcidae
Product: mediator of RNA polymerase II transcription subunit 30-like
Exons: 7
Coding region: 126-1166 (346 amino acids)
Biological process (GO): positive regulation of DNA-templated transcription
Cellular component (GO): mediator complex
Molecular function (GO): transcription coregulator activity
Source: RefSeq, a predicted model, not a curated record